CAUUCCCGCAACACCCUUAACGUAUAUCCACCAUUUCCACCCAAUUGUCACUAUGGUGGACUGGAACGAUCCUGACCUCGAAGCGAAAUUGGGGGUGCUUUUAGAACAGUUGUUGUAUGCCAUCCUUGGCUUAUACGGCUGGGAAUAUAUACGCUCCUCGCACGUGGAGAUAGCACUAAUUCGGAGGCAGCUUCCAUUUCGAUGGCCUUUGCUCUCGUACAUUACCGCCAGACUCAGCUUCUUGAUUGUGACAAUUUUACAUGCGACGCAAUCUUCUCCCUUCUACACAAACGUUGAUUGUCCGAGCAUGAAUUUUGUGAUUCUAUUCUGGACAAACAUCGCGAUCGGCUGCUCCACAACAAACCUGAUGAUCAGAACGUGGCUUAUUUGGAAGACCAGUUACCUGCUGCGCCUUUUACUAGUCCUCUUAUCACUAGGCCAUUGGACAUUGCUCACUCUCUGUGCUGCGCUGGUCUUAUAUGGUACGCAUGUCGCAUUUAUGAAUACUGGAUACGUGAUGAUGAGUACCUCGGGUGUAGCCAUGUCGUAUGAUUUGGCGCUUUUGAUCUUUACCAUUAUUGGACUUUUGAGGAUGCCAUCGUCUUCUGCGCUAUGGAAGACGCUCGUGAAACAAGGCGUGAUAUACUUCGUCCUCAAUUUUUUAGCGAACCUUAUCCUAUUGGUCCUGAAUCGUUUGAACCUGAAUCCUAUCAUGAAUGUUAUUUUCGGAAUGCCUGCACGGUUGCAUCUAACAGAGUGGUCCUCUCGCUUCUCCGCCCUUCGCCCAAUUGUGAAAGGUCUUUCCUGUUUUUCAUCU
Molecule: messenger RNA, 817 nt
Organism: Suillus subaureus
Lineage: Eukaryota; Fungi; Basidiomycota; Agaricomycetes; Boletales; Suillaceae
Exons: 11
Source: RefSeq, a predicted model, not a curated record